This is a messenger RNA of Gadus morhua (Atlantic cod), 4690 nucleotides long. Its product is annotated as C2 calcium-dependent domain-containing protein 4C. The record is from RefSeq and is a predicted model, not a curated record. Lineage: Eukaryota; Metazoa; Chordata; Actinopteri; Gadiformes; Gadidae. The coding region runs from base 3387 to 4679 and encodes 430 amino acids. The transcript has 2 exons.
UUGGGGGUUGGGUGGUGGUUUGGCAGAGGGGAGAUCCGUAUGUCAGAGUAUGAGAUGUCUCCAUGGCAACGGAAGUUGUUGGGGAGGAGGGGAGAGUGAGCUGGCAGGAAAAAAAGAUGGAAAGCAACAAUAAGAGGACAUUGGACAAAUAUGGACUACGUGAUGCUCCUCUGAUUAUUAUGGCACGGCUGCAACAAUUGACCAUCUACUCAAUCUCCAUUACUCACACACACAAUAAAUCACCAUAACACCACACACACAGGUGUAUACACACUACUAACAAAACGACUCCCAGGUCCACUGCAGAGAUUUUGUCAUGUCCCAGCUCCCUUCUCUUGGAAAGGCAGCAGGUAGUGGGACAGUACAGGGCUUGUACAAUAUAAAGGGCAAAGGAAUGCUUUUUGUAGUAAUGCUCCCCAGGUCAUUAUUUAUUAUUGAGAAGCGAUACAAAGGUUUGAUAAGCCUAGGUUACGGUAUAUCUCCAGUUAUUUAAGGUUUAACAAUACCAUAGCCGUGAUGUAUUCUUAAGUGUACAAGCCCUAUGUGCAGGAACACUAUACCGUUGAUGCAUAUCUAGCUAGCAGUAUUUACUCUUAACCAACACUUAACACUUGAAACCUGUCCCUGUGCAACAGGAUGGUAUCCAAGGCGCUAGUAGCUAUUAAACAUACUUCUACUUGAUUUAUAGGUUGCAUGAUCCAAAGAGAGAGAGAGUGUGUGUGUGUGUGUGUGUGUGUGUGUGUGUGUGUGUGUGUGUGUGUGUGUGUGUGUGUGUGUGUGUGUGUGUGUGUGUGUGUGUGUGUGUGUGUGUGUGUGCGCGUGUGCGUGUGUGGCGUGUGCCUGCGCAGAAAGUCAGACGCUGAAGUAUUUCCUCUUGACUGUUCUCUUCGAUUUCUGGCUGUCUCAGAUGUAAGAUCCUUCAAACAAGCGCAGUACACACAAAUAUCAGGUCUUGUGAAAGAAGGUCGUGAAGAGGCUUGUGCACUCCUUUUCUAGAGCUCCCUUCAACUGGAGGGACUUGUCAGGGGGCCUCACUGCCUCGGAAGGGUCCAGAACAAGGAGCUUUCCUUUGUGUUCUUAGAUGUCUUUCUUUGUGUAUAUUCACAACGUGUUCUACUGCAGAGUUGAGGAGUUGACGUCAUGCUAGGUUCUGCCUGUUAUGUUCGACACAAUACUAUUUGUUCUAGGUGCUUUAUUGCUCCUUAAUUAUCAUGGGACACAACAUGAUGUUGUACAUGAUAUAUAUAUAUAAUUUUAUAUCACACAACAUGAUGAUACGACGAUGAUACAUAAAUAUAUAUAUAUCAUGUAUAGAUAAUUUUUGACAAAACAUGAGGAUGUUACUUCAUAAGUAUAUAUAUAUAUAUAUAUAUAUAUAUAUAUAUAUAUAUCAUGCAUAAUAUAUUUAUGUAUAUCAUGUUUAACAUACUUAUCCCAUAGCUGACAUGCAUUCAUGACAUGUAGCAUGUCACAUAAGGUUCAACAUGGCUUGCUGACAGAUGAGGGGAUCGGUUGGUUGCUGAAAGACAGCAGUAGGUAAAGGUUCAGACACUCAGACCACAUCUGCAGCACACACAAGGGUUCUUUCCACAGCCCUUUCCAUCAGAAGAGGGCCAUUGGUGGGUUGGACCUCUAAAAGACCAGCGUUGAAAUCGUAUCCUUCACUGAACGGAGAAGUACGCAACAAAACAUGACCCACACCACAAUUUAGGCCCUCCUCCGGCUCAUCCUCUACAGUCUACAUGGUUCACGCCACGCUGAGAGAAACUGAUAUGUCCGGGUUAAUAUUUAUCAAGAGUUUAAGAAUGUCAUGAGACAGGUUUAUCCUCUCCUAUGUGCGUGCGUGUGUAUGUGUUGUGUGUGUGUGUGUGUGUUUAUGGUGGUUGCGGCAUUAAAGAGCAACAAGAUAUGUAAAUGGCUGUGUAUUUUGUGUGUGUGUGUCUGCAUGAUCAUGAGCAUGAGCAGGUGAACAGGAUGUUUGUGCAGGAUAGUCAGAGACACACUAAGAAUUGUAUUGUUUGGCAGAGACAAGGCACACAAUUGUUGGUGUUGGUAGGUGCAUCGAAGAAUCUACAAAACAAAUCCAUUUUUCUUUUAUUAAAUAGUUAUUCCCAAUAAAGGCUGGAAUUUGCCAUUCUCUGAAUAGCCUCAUCUUCAAAGCACUCAUUUCAAUCACUUUACAUUAAUUAUGAAAAAAUAGGGCUACGCCUAUGGAACAACUCUAUUAAAGCAAUAACACAACUAUACACAAGCCAACUCUUUGGCAUAAUUUGCUCUUAAAAUAAGCUGUUUGUGCAUUGCUAUUAUUAGGCAACUUUGAGGAAACAACACGGUCUUUGUUGACGUCAGUCAGUAUUGUCCUGUAAUUGUGCCACAGAGUUUCAGCCAUUAAGGUUAGCCUUGCACUCACUGCACUUUUCCCAGCGCUGCUCUUCCAUGGAACCGAGAUAGGCCAGCGUUCGACAGCUUCAUCUCCUAAUCAAUGAAGUCGAUGGGGACUUUCUCAUUUUUAGACAGGCUAAUCUAGUUGUUGCCACAGUUGUUCCCAAGGAAACGGUGACGCUUGGUUAAAAUCGAAAGUUAGACAAAGGCUGCAGUAAAUUUUAUUAAGGUGCAAAGCCAGGUCGCUCGGUCCGCUAAGAGGGCUGCAUUUCCUCUUCUUGGUCGAACACGCUUCUUUUUUUCUUUUGACGUCGAAAGGUUUUCUGAGCAUCGCAUUGAUGUCGUUUAUUCACAAGACAUUUUUUUGUUUCUUCUGUUUUCCCUUGUUUCUGAAAUAUGUGAACGCUCUUAUUUCUAUACCCAGCCUGGUUGCAUAAACGAGAAAAAACAUAUCGACACAUAGGCCUACAUGAUAUGCCUACAAAACACCCAAAAGCAAAUAGUCAUCCUGAAUAUUAAUUAUUGUUCUUUAAGUAAUGAAGGCGUUGCCCUUUGGCAUUCAGGGCAAUAUAGACUAAAUUAACAAAAUACCUCCCGCUCAUAAUUGAACAUAUUUUAAACCUAAUGCUAGCAUUGUCCACCCCUGAAAUCCAACAAUGCAGGUAGCCUACUUGAAGGAGACAAUCUAAUGAGGUCCAUAUGGUAUUGGACUGGUCAGCUGCUUCCCGCUCCACGGGGAAAGUCUAUAAAAACCAUCGCUCGGCUCAGUCUCCUGCAGGAGGCUAUCUGAGAGCGCGCCGACAGCACGCGCAUUGGGUUAUCGCAGGCGGAGGAGUGACACCUGUUACAGAGGGAGCCGGGAGAGCAGAAAGUCAGCCUUUAUACGUCAUCACAGACGCCACCUCCUCCUCCGUCCCUCCUCCCCCUUGCCCAGCCUCCCUCCCCCCACCCACGCCUCCCUCUUCACCUCCGCCAGGUGGGACCAGGCGGGACCAGGCUGGACCAUGUGGAUGCUGGACAAGAUCCGCGGCUCGGUGGAGACGGGCGUGCUGCGGCAGGGCGAGAACGGGGACAAGAAGGGCGCCGCCCUGGGCUACAGCAACGUCCUCACCCCCGACAAGAUCCCCGACUUCUUCAUCCCCCCCAAGCUGGUCAACAACCCCCCCGAGCCCGAGGUCCCAGAGCCCAAGCCCAAGGAGAGCCUGCGGCCGUCGGCGUCGGAGAACGCCAUCGGGGGCGGGGGCGGCGGCGGCGGCGGCGGCGGUAAGAAGAUCAGCAGCCCCCGCAGCCCCCGGCUGGUGGCCCGGCUGGCGGGGGACACCAAGAACCUCCUGCGCCACGCCGCCAACCGCCACAUCAUCCAGAUCGAGAGCGCCGACGACGUGGUGGCCGGCGACACCAACGCCGACCCCCAGUCGCAGACCGCCAUGUCCCUGCCGUACGUGCCCAAGACGCAGACCUCCUACGGCUUCGCCACGCUCAAGGAGAGCCCGCACACCCGCCGCAAGGAGUCGCUGUUCCACUGCGACCCGCCCAGCCCCGCCACCUCCCCCGGCGCCCAGAGGAAGGGCGGGGGGAGGGGCGGCGAGGCGGGGGCCACCUCCUCGUCCUCCACCGCCGCCACCGCCAACCACCUGAACCCGGCCGACUUCAACUCCUCCCACAUGAACCCCUACCGCUACUUCAGCGGCGGCGAGAGCGACACCUGCUCCUCGGCCGAGUCCUCGCCCUUCAACUCCCCGCUGCUGUCGCGCUCGGCCUCGCUGCUCAAGAUCUUCACCCACGAGACGCAGGCCAAGGUGGUGAAGGCCAAGCGCACCUUCGCCCGCCACAGCUCCCUCUCCACCGACGAGGGCAGCUCGGCCGAGCCCAGCCCCAACGCCCAGCGCCGGCUCCACGGCGCCGACCCGGGGGGCCCGCGCGAGCACACGGUCAACCUGCACAAGGGCGGCGCGGUGCGCGUCAGCGCCAACUACGACGCCGGCACAUCGCGGCUGCGCGUGCGCGUGCUGGCGGCGGAGAGCCUGUACGACAAGGCGGUGGACAUCAAGAGCAUCCACUGCUGCGUGUCCGUGUACCUGAACCCGGGCAAGCAGCAGAAGCAGCGCAGCAACAUCAUCAAGAACAGCCGCAACCCCGCCUUCAACGAGGACUUCUUCUUCGACGCCGUCACGCCCGCGCAGGUGAAGAGCCUGGCGCUGAAGAUCAAGGUGGUGAACAAGGGCACCAGCCUGAAGAGAGACACCCUGCUGGGGGAGAGGGAGGUGGCCCUCAGCAAGCUGGUCUCUGGGACCUAGGUGUGGAGGAA